AAUGACUACUAGUAGUAUAGUAAUAGUAUAGUGGCAUAAUAGCUGGUGUAAAAUGAAUAUCCUCCACGUUGUCUCCUGUUGUCUCCUGUCAGGUCCGUGUCUUGUAUCAGCUGUUACUAAGGUGACUGGAGUUGUAGGAGGUAAAGUUAUAAUCAAAUGCUCCCUCACUGGGGCAGAGAACAUCAAGUACUUCUGCAAAAGAACUUGUUAUGUUAAAGAUGUUCUCAUUCAGACUAAGGACAGAGGAACCUAUAUAGAUAAAGGACGAUACAGUUUACAUGACUUUAGAAAUGGAGACUUCACUGUGACCAUCAAGGACCUGAAGAAGUCAGACUCUGGGACAUACUGGUGUGGAGCAGAAAGAUAUGGCCCAGACUCAUACCAAGAGGUGAAACUCAGGGUGACAGACGCCUUCCCAAACUUCCCUACAACAUAUUCUAACUUCUCCACAACACUCCCAAACCACUCUGGAACUUCUUCAAAUAUAUCCACAUCACUCCCAAACCUCUCUGGAACAUCUCCAAACCUCUCCUCAGCACCUGGUUACUCUAUUGGUGUCUCUUCAACAGAAGGUCUGACGAUGUGGACCAGUGUUGGUCUGGUAGUCAUGAUGAUGGUGUUAGGGCUGUCUCUACUCCUGUUCCACAGAGAGAGAAGAAUCAGAAAAUCAACACAUCCAGUCUCCUCCAACACCAACACUGCCCCUAGUGGAGAGGCUGAAUGUGUGUAUGAUGAGAUCAGAGAGGCUGACAGACAGACCGUGGUCAGUUCAUCAAUCUACACCAUUGUCAACUCAGAUACAAUCUACCCUGCUGUCCGCACCUCUGCAACAUACCCUGCUAACAGCGCAACAGGUGAUCAAUGUGACCUCCAUGCUAACGCUAGCUGCUCCAAAGACGACAUAGACCCAUGCUACUCUACUGUGGACUUCCUUAAAGAUCACAUAGACCCAAUCUACUCCACUGCUGAUCCCCCAGAUGCUCUUAUGUACUCCAGUUUGGAUCUUCCAAAAGUUUCUAGAAUCUCCUCAGUCUCUUCAACAGCCAGUAGAACCCAAGAUGGUUCCAUCUAUUCUACAGCCCAGUUACCCAAAGACCCUGUAGAACAUAUGAGAUGGCCUGAUGUGCAGAUCUAUGAAGACACUCCAAAAGACGCUGUCUAUUCUACCGCCCAGCUACCUGAGAAACCAUAGAACUAUAAGACCUGUACCAGGUUCUGCAUGUGUCCCCAAGGGCUCCUGGUUCUCUAUUGGCCCUUCUCUAAAGUAUUGCACUAUGAAGGGAAAAGGGCAUCAUGUGGGAAUGGUGGGUCUCCAAAGAGACCAGGGAUUGUGACCUGAGUGAGGUUUCACAGACAGGCCUGAUAGGCAGAGUGCCUGCUUCCUCAGUCAGGCUCAUGGGCGGGGGGAAUGUGCUCUCCUCCCAGUGUGUGUGUGCUGGUGAAUACUUCCUGGUUGAAUGAGGUGUUUAAUAAGAGACAGAAUCACUUGGCAAGAUGGGCGAUCUACAAUUUCUGUAGGGGGACUAGCCUGGGCACUGUAGAUCUGACCUCAAGAGUAAACACAUGCAGGAGAACACACACAAAAAAAUGAAAGAUUGUUUUGCCAUCACAAUCCCUACAUCUCCUCAACAUUCACAGAGAGCGAGAGAGACAGAGAGAGAGAGAUGGAGAGAGAGAGCAAAAGAGAGAAAGAGAGAGAUAGUAACACAGUAAUAAAUAGAGUGAUGGGUAGAGAGAGGGAGGACAGAGGGGGGACAGAGGGAGGAGAGAGAAAUAGACGUGUCAGACGAGGGAGGAGCUUCAAUAAAGGAAGAAAGAGCAUUUCAGAAACACCCUGCAGUCUAACAACUGGUGAUCAAUCAAUCAGUCAAUCAAAUGGAUUUAUAAAGCCCUUUUUACAUCAGCAGAUGUCACA
Esox lucius (northern pike) is the source of this 1915-nucleotide messenger RNA. RefSeq names its product CMRF35-like molecule 1. The coding region runs from base 53 to 1192 and encodes 379 amino acids. NCBI's taxonomy places the organism in Eukaryota, Metazoa, Chordata, Actinopteri, Esociformes, Esocidae. The transcript is spliced from 5 exons. The record is from RefSeq and is a predicted model, not a curated record.